CGGCGGCGGCGGCGGCGGCGGCGGCGGCGGCUGCGGCAACGGAGCCCGGAACAUGGCGGCGGCGGCGCGCAGCUUCGGGCCCGAGCGGGAGGCCGAGCCGGCCAAGGAGGCGCGUGUCGUGGGCUCUGAGCUCGUGGACACGUACACGGUUUACAUCAUCCAGGUCACCGAUGGUAGCCAUGAAUGGACAGUCAAGCACCGCUACAGCGAUUUCUAUGAUCUACACGAAAAGCUGGUUGCAGAAAGGAAAAUUGAUAAAAAUCUGCUUCCGCCUAAAAAGAUAAUUGGGAAAAACUCAAGAAGUUUGGUGGAAAAAAGGGAGAAGGAUCUGGAGGUCUACCUGCAGACACUCCUGGCCACCUUCCCUGGCGUGGCCCCCAGUGUGCUGGCCCACUUCUUACAUUUUCAUUUUUACGAGAUAAAUGGAAUCACUGCAGCACUGGCUGAGGAGCUCUUUGAAAAAGGAGAACUGCUCCUGGGGGCCGGCGAGGUCUUUGCCAUCGGGCCCCUGCAGCUCUAUGCGGUCACCGAGCAGCUGCAGCAGGGAAAGCCCACGUGUGCCAGUGGGGAUGCCAAGACCGACCUCGGGCACAUCCUGGACUUCACUUGUCGCCUUAAGUACCUUAAGGUUUCUGGCACAGAAGGACCUUUUGGGACCAGCAACAUUCAAGAGCAACUCCUGCCUUUUGAUCUGUCAAUAUUCAAGUCUCUUCAUCAGGUGGAGAUUAGUCACUGUGGUGCCAGGCACAUCCGGGGACUAGUUGCGUCAAAGCCCACCUUAGCCACAAUGAGCGUCCGCUUCUCUGCCACCUCUAUGAAGGAAGUCCUUGUUCCCGAAGCGUCAGAAUUUGAUGAGUGGGAGCCAGAAGGCACGGCCCUGGAAGGCCCUGUUACCGCUGUCAUUCCCACGUGGCAGGCACUGACCACCCUAGACCUGAGCCACAACAGCAUCUCCGAGAUCGACGAGUCUGUGAAACUGAUUCCAAAGAUUGAGUUCCUGGACCUGAGUCACAAUGGAGUGCUGGUCGUGGACAAUCUGCAGCACCUGUACAAUCUCGUGCACCUGGACCUGUCCUACAACAAGCUCUCCUCCUUGGAAGGGGUGCACACCAAAUUGGGAAAUAUUAAGACCCUGAACCUGGCUGGAAACCUGCUGGAGAGUCUGAGUGGCCUGCACAAGCUCUAUUCCCUGGUCAACCUGGACCUCCGUAACAACAGGAUCGAGCAGAUGGAGGAGGUCCGGAGCAUCGGCAGCCUCCCGUGUCUGGAGCAUGUGGCUCUGUUGAACAACCCCCUGAGCAUCAUUCCUGACUACCGCACCAAAGUGCUGGCUCAGUUCGGAGAGAGAGCCUCCGAGGUCUGUCUGGACAGCACAGCCACCACAGAGAAGGAGCUGGACACUGUGGAAGUGCUCAAAGCAAUUCAGAAAGCCAAGGAGGUCAAGUCAAAGCUGAACAACCCAGAGAAGAAGAUCAGUGAGGAUUCCCGACUCUCAACGGCCCCCUGCAUCCGAUCCAGCGGCUCCCCUCCCAGCGUGGCUCCCACCUCUGCCUCCCUGCCCCAGCCCAUCCUCUCCAACCAAGGUAUCAUGUUCGUUCAAGAGGAGGCCCUGGCCAGCAGCCUCUCCUCCACCGACAGUCUGACUCCCGAGGACCGGCCCAUUGCCCGGGGAUGUUCUGAUUCCUUAGAGUCCAUCCCUUCAGGACAGGCACCUUCUGAUGAUUUACCGGACAUGCCAGGAGCUGUUGGUGGUGUGAGCCCGGAGCAUGCAGAGCCGGAGGUCCAGGUGGUGCCCGGAUCUGGCCAGAUCAUCUUCCUGCCCUUCACCUGUAUUGGCUACACAGCCACCAACCAGGACUUCAUCCAGCGCCUGAGCACACUCAUCCGGCAGGCCAUUGAGCGGCAGCUGCCCGCCUGGAUAGAGGCUGCCAACCAGCGGGAGGAGGGUCAGGGCGAGCAGGGCGAGGAUGACGACGAUGAUGAGGAGGAUGCCGCUGAGAACCGCUACUUUGAAAUGGGGCCCCCUGAUGUAGAGGAAGAGGAGGAGGGUGGCCGGGGGGAGGAAGAGGAGGAGGAGGAGGAGGAGGAGGAGGAGGAAGGCGAGGAGGAGCGCCUGGCCUUGGAGUGGGCCCUGGGUGCAGAUGAGGACUUCCUGCUGGAGCACAUCCGCAUCCUGAAGGUGCUCUGGUGCUUCCUGAUCCACGUGCAGGGCAGCAUCCGCCAGUUCGCCGCCUGCCUCGUGCUCACUGACUUCGGCAUCGCUGUCUUCGAGAUCCCGCACCAAGAAUCAAGGGGCAGCAGCCAGCACAUCCUCUCGUCCCUACGCUUCGUCUUCUGCUUCCCCCACGGUGACCUCACCGAGUUCGGCUUCCUCAUGCCGGAACUGUGCCUGGUGCUGAAGGUGCGGCACAGCGAGAACACACUGUUCAUCAUCGCCGACGCCGCCAACCUGCACGAGUUCCAUGCCGACCUGCGCUCGUGCUUUGCGCCGCAGCACAUGGCCAUGCUGUGCAGCCCUGUGCUCUACGGUAGCCACACCAGCCUACAGGAGUUCCUCCGCCAACUGCUCACCUUCUACAAGGUGGCGGGUGGCUGCCAGGAGCGCAGCCAGGGUUGCUUCCCCGUCUACCUGGUCUACAGCGACAAGCGCAUGGUGCAGACUGCCGCCGGGGACUACUCGGGCAACAUUGAGUGGGCCAGCUGCACCCUCUGCUCGGCCGUGCGGCGCUCCUGCUGUGCGCCCUCUGAGGCCGUCAAGUCCGCCGCUAUCCCCUACUGGCUGCUGCUCACACCCCAGCACCUCAAUGUCAUCAAGGCCGACUUCAAUCCCAUGCCCAACCGUGGCACCCACAACUGCCGCAACCGCAACAGCUUCAAGCUCAGCCGAGUGCCGCUGUCCACGGUGCUGCUGGACCCCACACGCAGCUGUACCCAGCCACGGGGCGCCUUCGCGGACGGCCACGUGCUGGAGCUGCUCGUGGGCUACCGCUUUGUCACUGCCAUCUUUGUGCUGCCCCAUGAGAAGUUCCACUUCCUGCGUAUCUACAACCAGCUACGGGCCUCAUUGCAGGACCUGAAGACUGUAGUCAUUGCCAAGACCCCUGCGACUGGGGCCCGGUCCCAGAGCCCCCUCGUGGAAGGCCAACCUCCCGAGGACAGGGCCAGCAAUGACCAGCAUCCUCAGGAGGUCCUAGUAGAGGCUCCAGCUCCAAUGCCAGCAGAGGCUCUAGCCCCAGCCACAGCAGAGGCUCCAGCCCCAGCAGAAGUUCCAGCUCCAGUCCCAGUGCCAGCAGAGGCUCCAGCUCCAGUCCCAGUGCCAGCAGAAGCACCAGCCCUGGCUCUGGCCUCAAUGGAGGUCCCAGCCCCGGCCCUGGAAGAGGCUGUGGGCCCAGCAAAGGCCUCAGGCCCAGUGGAGGGCCUGCUUCCAGAUUUGGCCCCAACAAUGGCCUUGGCCUCAGAGGAGACCCCAGCAGACACCUCAGCCCCAGCCCCAGCCGAGCCUCUGGUGCAAGCGGAGGCCCCUGCUCAUUACCCAAGUGAGCACCUGAUCCGCUCCACGUCGGAGGAGAAUCAGAUCCCCUCACACCUGCCUGCCUGCCCAUCACUCCGUCACAUCGCCAGCCUACGGGGGAGCACCAUCAUCGAGCUCUUUCACAGCAGCAUUGCCGAGGUUGAAAACGAGGAGCUGAGGCACCUCAUGUGGUCCUCAGUGGUGUUCUAUCAGACCCCGGGGCUGGAGGUGACCGCCUGCGUGCUGCUCUCGACCAAGGCUGUGUACUUCGUGCUGCAUGAUGGCCUCCGCCGCUACUUCUCAGAGCCGCUGCAGGAUUUCUGGCAUCAGAAGAACACUGACUACAACAACAGUCCCUUCCACAUCUCCCAGUGCUUUGUUUUAAAGCUCAGCGACUUGCAGGCUGUCAAUGUUGGGCUUUUCGACCAGUAUUUCCGGCUGACGGGCUCCUCCCCAGUGCAGGUGGUCACCUGCUUAACACGGGACAGCUACCUGACACACUGCUUCCUCCAGCACCUCAUGGCUGUGCUCUCCUCACUAGAGCGCACACCCUCACCUGAGCCUGUCGACAAGGACUUCUACUCUGAGUUUGGGAACAAGACCACAGGGAAGCUGGAAAACUAUGAGCUGAUCCACUCGAGCCGCGUUAAGUUCACCUACCCCAGUGAGGAGGAGAUCGGGGACCUGACAUUCACUGUGGCCCAGAAGAUGGCUGACCCAGAGAAGGCGCCGUCCCUCAGCAUCCUGCUGUAUGUGCAGGCCUUCCAGGUGGGCACCCCGCCCCCGGGGCGCUGCAGGGGCAUGCUGCGCCCCAAGACACUCCUACUCACCAGCGCUGACAUCUUCCUCCUGGAUGAGGACUUUGUCCACUACCCGCUGCCCGACUUUGCCAAAGAGCCACCGCAGAGAGACCGGUACCGGCUGGACGACGGCCGCCGCGUCCGUGACCUGGACCGCGUGCUCAUGGGCUACCAGACCUACCCACAGGCCCUUACCCUCGUCUUUGACGAUGUGCAGGGCCAUGACCUCAUGGGCAGCGUCACCCUGGACCACUUUGGGGAGGUGCCAGGCGGCCCUGCCAGAGCCGGCCAGGGCCGUGAGGUCCAGUGGCAGGUGUUUAUUCCCAGUGCCGAGAGCCGUGAGAAGCUCAUCUCGCUGUUGGCUCGCCAGUGGGAGGCCCUGUGCGGCCGCGAGCUGCCUGUCGAGCUCACUGGCUAGCCCAGACCGCAGUGGGCCCUUGCCACCCGCAGUGUCUGGCCCUGUGUCCUCUCGGGACAGGAAGCAGGCUUUCUCUGUUCUUUUUAAAGUGAUUCUCCCCCCUCUUUGGCUACCUUCAUUGGACCGUCCUUGUGGAGAAUGUGAACAUAUGUGUUCAGUGACUUCUUUCCAGUACUGGGAGUGAAAGUGCCAGCCACCUCCAGGACUUCUGUGGCCAUCAGCCUCCCACGGGUCGGUUGCCUGCCCCUGGUGCCGUGUGGCCAGCACACCAGUGUCGUGUCUUCUGUUGUGGGACUGUUAUUAACACGUGGCACUGUGGGUCUGAUUUACUCUUCUGUGUGUCCUUCCCUGAAGUGUCUUGUCCAGUCAUGUGCUGUCAUUGUGGGCGUUCGCUGCUAAUCGUGAAACUGGUAGCAAAAUGCACAUCAGAAGCUCCGCCUCGUGCAGUUUUCCAAAGUGGAGACCUCUCCUGGCCCAGCCAAGUGGGAGAGCCCCUUGGGGGCAGGAGUCCCCAGGUCUUGGGGCUGAAAGGGGUGGUGGCAGGGGACCUAGAGCUGCCAGCACCGAGUGUGAUUCCUGUUGCCUGUUUCCUCUAUUCCAAUAAAGCAGAGUUUGACACAG
Nyctereutes procyonoides (raccoon dog) is the source of this 5350-nucleotide messenger RNA. It is a transcript of the gene NISCH, whose product is annotated as nischarin. The coding region runs from base 53 to 4729 and encodes 1558 amino acids. Gene Ontology annotation, molecular function: phosphatidylinositol binding; integrin binding; protein kinase binding. The record is from RefSeq and is a predicted model, not a curated record. NCBI's taxonomy places the organism in Eukaryota, Metazoa, Chordata, Mammalia, Carnivora, Canidae. Gene Ontology annotation, cellular component: cytoplasm. The transcript has 21 exons.